Messenger RNA from Cotesia glomerata, 2031 nucleotides. It is a transcript of the gene Ada2a, whose product is annotated as DNA-directed RNA polymerase II subunit Rpb4-like. The record is from RefSeq and is a predicted model, not a curated record. Gene Ontology annotation, cellular component: RNA polymerase II, core complex; nucleus; SAGA-type complex. Gene Ontology annotation, molecular function: transcription coactivator activity; nucleotide binding; chromatin binding. The coding region runs from base 245 to 1663 and encodes 472 amino acids. Gene Ontology annotation, biological process: mRNA export from nucleus in response to heat stress; positive regulation of translational initiation; transcription initiation at RNA polymerase II promoter. NCBI's taxonomy places the organism in Eukaryota, Metazoa, Arthropoda, Insecta, Hymenoptera, Braconidae. The transcript has 4 exons.
AUGCCAGCCAUUUUCUAAUUGUUUAUUGCUAAGAUUUAUCUAAAAGUUUUUGGCGCCUUAGCGGCUGCCUGUCGGCCAUUUUCGCCGGAGAAACCCGAGCGCAACUUACUGUACCCGAGUACACUGACGGACACUUGAUAUUUUUACAUGCGACAUAAAUUUACAUACAAUUUCCACUUGUCGAUUCUUACCUUGUUAUAAGUUAUUUACAAUAUUUAUAAAUUAAACAAAAUAAAUAUCCACAAUGGCGAACCCUGCGCACUCGGACAUAAUUGAAGAAGACGCUGCAGAUUUACAAUUUCCCAAAGCCUCUGGAAUGCGUGAAGUAACCUCCAAGCCAGAUAGAUCAGUUUUAAAGGAUGAAAAUUUAACUUUAGACUCGAUUUGUCGUGGCUGUAAUUCAGCAUUGAUAGAACCUUACAUAAAAUGCCUGGUGUGUAAUUACACAAUAUGCUCAUCGUGUUUUUCCAACGGCUGGGAAGCAGCAGAGCACGAGAAUAAUCACCCGUACCGAGUGAUAACCAAUGAGUUUCCCGUUAAUGAUCAGUCUGGAUGGUCAGCAAGAGAAGAAUUAAUUUUAAUCGACGCUCUGAAAGUUUGUGGGUUCGGUAAUUGGACAGACAUCGCUAAAAGAUUGCCUGGAAUGUCUCCAGAAGAAGUUGAAGCUCAUUAUAUGAAGUAUUACAUCGACGAGGCAACUUUACCCGGAUUACCCAAGUUAGAAUCCUCGAUUGCCGUAACAGAGACGAUAUAUUUUUCCUGCAAGCUCAAUGAUGUCGAAGAACCUCCUAGGUUUGCUCCUAAUUCAGUAAACAGUCGCGCUUUGGCUGGUUACAAUGCAGCUCGUUCAGAUUUCGAGGUGAAUUUUGACAACCACGCAGAGUCUGUGAUCGCUGAUUUGAAGUACGACGAGUUUGAUGAGGAAGAUGAUGAUAAUUAUAACCUGGGGAAGAGCUUGCAAGCUGCUAUUGUCGAGGGGUACAAUGCUCGACUGAAGGAGCGCGAGAGACGGAAAAAUAUAAUACGCGAGCACGGCUUGAUUGCUGUCAGACGGACAAUGCUGUGGUUGCAGAGGUACGACAGGACGAUAACGCUUCCAAUAGCUGAGAAACUACUCAAAAUAAUGCAGCUGACUAAUGGUCUUGACCUGGAUUAUGUAAUGGAGUGUCUCCAUCAUCGAGGAGAAAUUAAAAACUACAUCAGUAAGCUGUUUGAGUUUCGCAAAAACGGUCUCAAACAUUUUUACAGUGUACCUUUGUACCAAAAAUUGAGAAAUCUGAGGCGCGAGCAGGAAAAAGACAGACGGUCAUAUGCUAGUAAUAUUGAACAGUCUUUUAAAAAUAUUUUGAAUGGAAGUAAUUCGGCUGCUGGGAAUAAUAAUUUAGUUGGUAAUAUUUGUCAACGCAAAAAACCUCCCCCGUUGGAGAUCGAAGGCACGCCUUGCUAUGAUAAGCUCGAUGAGGCCGAGAGAGAGUUGUGCUCCACUGUACGCAUAAUGCCGGAAAGUUAUCUUGAGUUCAAACACUUGCUAAUAACUGAGAACAAAAAGAUGGGACACUUGAGACUUGCCCAGGCGAGAACUUUACUUAAGAUUGAUGUUAAUAAAACGAGGAAGAUUUUUGAUUUUUUGGCACAGCUUGGUUACAUUACUAAGCAUCAAUAAUUUAUUUAUUUUUAUUUUUAAGAGUUUGAAAACGCUGAGACCCUUCUGAUAUCUGAGGUACAUCUGCUGCUCCAGCACAGAAAAGCGCAAAAUGAAUUAGCUGAAGACGAGCAAGAAUUCUCUGAAGUAUUUACUAAAAGUUUUAAUUACACUGAACGGUUCCGAAAAUUUAAAAGCAAGGAAAUGAUUUCUGCGGUUAGAAGUAUGCUGAUGCAGAAGAAGUUACACAAAUUCGAGGUUGCUUCACUGGCGAAUCUGUGUCCGGAAACAACAGAAGAAGCCAAGUCACUGAUACCCAGUAUAGAGGGUCGUCUAGAGGAAGAAGAUUUGAGGACAAUCCUCGAAGACAUCCAGACAAAACGGUCUCU